AUGGCUGAUCGCCAAUCUCUUUUGGCGAACUUCGCCAGCAGCGCCGUCGCCGUGCUUCUUGCUUUCGCCGUGCUGAGUUCGCGAAGAGCAGAGGCGCAGGGCGAGCCAGACUGGCGAGCGAAAACGGCGUCUGUUCUUCAGCAGGUGUCGCAGCAAGAGUUUCUAUCCUCGUUCGCCGCCAUUUUCAGCGAGUUCUUGCAAGGCGGGCAGCAGCCCAUCACAGCCCCCGCCACGCUGCUCGUCCCCACCAACGUGGGUCACUGGCGCUACCUCUCCCACUGGACCGCCCUCUCCCCCACGCACCAGCGCCGGUUACUGCAUUACCACAUCCUCCCCGGCCGUUACACCGCCCAGCAGCUCCUGGACGCCCCGCCGCUCACCCUCUUCCCCACCUUCAACCACCACCUGCCGCUAAACAAAACGCUUAAGCCAGAAGAAGUGUUCUUCCAGUCGGUUCCGCUGAUGAAAUCUGCAUCACCGCUAAAUAUGCCGGAUGCAGGGCUGACGGAGCACCUGGCUGCGCACGGUGUGACAAGCAAUAGCGACGACGACGAUGAGGGGGAGAAGGAGCAGCCGAUGAUGCCAGAGGCGAAGGAGCGCGCGGGGCAUAGUAAGCCCGCAGCAGCCGAUGAUGGCAGAGGGAAGGGCGCUCGUCGUCCUGCUCCUCCGUCGUCGCCCCGUGCGGCGGUGCGCUACACCAAGUCGGUGCUGUCCAGCACGCUGCAGCUCAUGGGGUGCAAGUCAAGGCACGCCGUCAAGAUCAGCGAGCGGGUCUUCCAGAUUCUGCUGCAGCAACUCACCAGCCGGCGAGUUUCUGGCCAUCGGACGGACGUGGCGCACCGAUCACGCAUGGCAAACGGAUCCGACGGCAUCCAGCGAUUUGCCAGGCCAAACCAAGAAGACCCCGGCGCCGUUCUGGCCACCGGCGCCAGCCAUGAUAAUCACAGCUGCUGUGACAGUAAUGGCCGUGACAAUAACGAGCAGGACGAAAGCAGGGCGGCAGCAGGGGCCGGGUCGAGUGCGGGCGGCGACACAGUGAGGGGCAUGAGCGUGUCUUUGAAGCGCAGCACGUUUCUGGACGUGGUGUGCCGGGCGCUGGCGGAGUAUCGCUACCUCAGCGCCGACCAGCGCAGCGACCUCGCCCUCGCCUGCAACUGCUGUGGCAAGUCCACUCUCGCCUCCAUCCUGGUACGCUAUGCUGCACACCCGCCUUCCCUGCCCUGCCUUCUCCCGUCCUUCCUCUUCCAUCUUUCCCUCCUCUUUCCCUCCGUCUAUGCCUCCUUUGUUACCCUUUUCUCCUCCCUCCUGCGUGCCGCCAUCCAUCCCUCUUCGCCAAUGCCUCUCGGGUCCACCAGCGUCACGGCUGGGCAUCACUCCACGGACUCGCAGCGCCACAGGAUGAGCAGCUUCAGCAGCAGGGAGCAGGCCACUCUCUGCCACAUCUCCUCCUUGCAAACCGUCUUCCUCUCUUGCGUCCUCUCCCUCCCCCCACUGCCCCCCUCCCGCUUUCCUCCCCUCUCCCCUGCAGGCGCGUCUCGGCUGGGCAUCACAACAGUGGUCUCCACGGACUCGCUGCGCCACAUGAUGCGCGGCUUCAGCAGCAGAGAGGAGACCAAGAAACGCUCUGCCAUUCUACCUCCUUGCAUACCAUCUUGCUUUCGCCCCCUCCCCUCACUGCUGUACGCGUCCACGUACCCGCUGCUGUAUGCCUCCACGUACCAGGCAGGCGAACACCUCGACCCCGCCGCUGUUGCCGACACCAAGGCCAGGAAGAAGGCGGGCAAGCUGGCAGGGAAGCACGGCGGCGCACAGGCCGGUGGACAGGGGGACGCGGGCGCACAAGGUGCAGCAGCUCAGAGAGAUUGGCACGGAGGCCGGCAGAUGGGGCAGCUGGCAGGGGAGGUUGUGGGGCAGGUGGGGCGGAGAGAGAUGCAGGGCGGUGUGUGUGUGGGCUCUGGUGAGCGGGGAGGAGAGGAAGGAUUGGGUUCACACGAGGGUGUUUGGCUGGGGGAAGGGCGGGUAGGCGGGGAAGGGAACUGUGGGGGAGGAGCUGUGAUGACAGGGGGAGGUGGGGGUGGGAGGGAGGAGAGGGAGAUGAGAGAGGCGGUUUGGGAUGGUCGGACGAGCGUGACAGGUUUGGACAGGGAGAGGAGUGGGGAAGGAGGUGACGAGGGUAGAAGGAGAGAUGUGGGGAGUGGGAGGGAUGCUGUGAAUGGGAAGGAGCCAAUGAGUGUCGCAUUCGGCAUUUGUGUUCUGUGUUGCACCUGCAUCCCACGUGGUGCGUGUUCCGCACGUGCAUUUACAUCCCACAUGCCGCCCGUGUCCCUCACGUCAUGGCAGAUGGAGCUGCUGAAGCGGCAUCCCACGAUCAUCCCCUUCGUGAUCUACAUCGGCAACGAGGCGAAGCACAUGGAGCGGUUUGCGGUGCGCGCCAAGUACAUGACGCUGGACCCGUGGCGCAACAAGUAUAUGUGCUACCAGCUGCCGCUGCCAGGCCGCUACGUCCUCUCGCUGCACCUCCUCUUCUCCGCCACCUUCCCCCUCCUGCGCUCCAAUGCGCGCACCUCCUUCCUUGGGGGGUUCUCCAACUACACGGUGGUGCAGUCGCAGGCCAUUCAAGCAUCAGCACCGCCCACCUUCUCCCUUUACGCACACAGCGUGCCACGUGGCAACGGGUCCAUCUACCCACCAAUCAACAGCAGCACGGGCGAGCUCAUCUCAACAGGCGUGUGCCAGCAGCCCGACUCCGCCUUCUUCUUCCACGGGGAGAACUUCAACGGCUAUGGCCGUGCUGUGUACAAGGUGAGGGCAGCGGAGGGCAGGCCAGCAGCGGCCUUCAACCUCACGUACGUGUGGCAGUGCGGCGCCAUGAAGCCCGUGUUGCCCGCGUGGAUGAGCGACCCCGCCCUCGUGGGGCCCGCGCUCACCCUCUUUGACUCGCGCCAUGAUGCACGGGGCGCUGCUGGGAGCAGCGAUGCUCGCAGUAACAGCAGUGAUGACAGCAGCAGCACCAGCAGUGGGGAGAGCAAUGAGAGCAGCAGCGGCAGGGAGGGGCCUGGGGGGGAGUAUGACAUGGCGCUGGUGGGCACCACUCUGCACGACCUCAUUCAGCACCCCACCGCCCGCGCCUUUGGUGCUCUGCUGGGUGCCCUCUUCCUGGAAUCCAAUCUGCUGCCACCACUGCGAGCAGCCAUGAGGGAUCCCUCAGCCGUGGCGGUGCUGGGCCCGUGGGCGGCGAGGGAGGACAGCAAGCCGCCCGAGUUCAUCCCUGUCAGCAACAACGCGCGUUCCAUGGCGUUUGAAAACGAGCUAAUCAGGCGGGUGCCCUCCACACAACCCGGUGCGCUCAGUGCACUGGGCAUGAUGGGGCUGACUCUCCCGCGCCCAGACCUGUGUCCCGACAGCACACACUACGCCUGGCCCGUCACCCUCGCCAUCCUUGACCUCUGGCUCACACCGCUCUGCACCGCACACGCCUCACACGGUCCUCAACACUAG
Molecule: messenger RNA, 3498 nt
Organism: Closterium sp. NIES-65
Lineage: Eukaryota; Viridiplantae; Streptophyta; Zygnematophyceae; Desmidiales; Closteriaceae
Source: the annotation of a GenBank genome assembly